AUGAUGGCUUGGAAGGCGCAUGAGGUGUUGCGCAAUGUCGGCACUGACGGUCAACCAACCAUUGUGGUGCUCGACAACAUACAAGCUUACAAGAGACUUUGGAAUCCAUCUCUUGGCAGAGAAGCUCAGAUGAUUGUGGGAACUGGGGCAACAGCGGCCCAGAUGGAGGACUGCCCACCAGGAGCAUUUGAGCUAGCCCCCCUGCUAGAAAACUGCAAGCAAAAUAAAUGGUUCACUCUCAUGAUCAAAGCACUAGAGAAGCAUAUCAACUGGGUGCACAUACAUGCUGUCAAGAGGUUUCAUUGGGUUGAUGCCUUGAUCUUCUAUGUGCCGGCCCUUGCCAUGCACCGCGAUGCUUUUGGACACAUGUUCAAUGAUCAGACAUGCAAACACCAAAUCAAUCCAAAACGACAUACUGUGGUAUCUAUGCAAGGCAUGACGGCAGCAUUGAGCAAUUUUUUGGGUCAGCUAGGAAUCACUGAAGAGACUUACGGGAGGAAGUUAUUGUUUUUCACAGGCGAUGGCAAAACUUUCGAAGGCAUCAACAAGGUGAAAAAGUUGUUAUCUGCGCAAGAGGGUGAUUUCAGGUCAUUCCAAUUUGUGCAUGCAGUGCUUGAGAUAUGGCAUACAAAAUGGACCAACCUCAUCCGGAUCUUCCAGUGUCACUGGGGUACUAGCCACGAGGUGUCCGACCCAUCUACCUUGGGCUACCUAGCGCAAGCAACAUUAAGUCCUAUUCCGGAUUACCUGGGGACCAACAAUCUGAGUGCCUUCUUUGAAUCCCUGGCUGUCGCAAACCGCCUGCCAUGCCUGACGGCACUUCUCGAUGAUGCCAACAUCUUGGUGAAACAAUACUGUACUACAGAUGCAUAUAUGUGUGCACCGCACCCUGAGCUAGUGGGUGGCGCAUGGUACUCUAAUGCACCCAUAAGACCAACCUGGGGAAUACAUGGCAUGAAUUCCAGUACAACGGGAAGAGACAUACAACUGAACCUUGACAAAUCUGUGAGAUUGCUUGGUGAUCUUAACAAUCACGGCGGCGCAUUGCAAUCAGAGAGUUUGGAUACCGGCUCUCUGCUUGAGGAAUCAAAGCAUGAGUCACCCAAUUCCCGAAGUGAUUGGGCAUUGGUAAACAACAUUCUUCUGAUGCGAGAUGGCAUCUGGUUUUUGGAGGUCUGUCAUGCGGUCACCUUAGGUGAUAUCGGACGAGUCUGGGAAGUUCUAAAGGGAAAAGCGGGCAAAUUUCAUGAGCUGGAUUUGACGCAAGAACAUUUCAAUAAGUACCUGGAAGAAUUUGCUCAGCAUAAAGGGAAGGAAUUUGGGGACAAAUGGUAUCGUGAUGUGCUGUCGAUCUACAUCCACAACUUCAUGUGCCUCUCCGAUAAGAUGGAAAAAGCAGUCAAUCUCGCAGACCGGAGCUUGCACCAUACCAAUAAGUGCAUUGACAACAAGCUAAGGCUCGUCAUCUAG
Heterobasidion irregulare TC 32-1 is the source of this 1470-nucleotide messenger RNA. RefSeq lists its product as uncharacterized. Bases 1 to 1470 code for a protein of 489 amino acids. NCBI's taxonomy places the organism in Eukaryota, Fungi, Basidiomycota, Agaricomycetes, Russulales, Bondarzewiaceae. The transcript is spliced from 4 exons. The record is from RefSeq and is a predicted model, not a curated record.